AUGGAAUUACGUCACCAGGAAGAGGAAUUCGAUGCUAGUGAAUGGGUGCUCUUUGCCAAUAUUAAUCAGCAAGCCUUCAGUCGCGACUUCAGAAUCGCUCUGGAGUCAUGGAAGCUAGUUGGUGACCGGGUGAAACGCCAGCAACAGAUUGAGGUCCGCAAAGGCGAGAAUAAGCACGUCUACGCCCGGGGUCACCCCCUCGUUCUUAGCUUCUCCGAUGUCUUUCUCCGUCCGGCAAGUCUCGCGAGAGAAACUGACAUAAGAUUUGACGACCACAUCAUGAAGAAAUUUGCUGAGAUGGUCUGGCGCGCGCAGGAGUUUUAG
Penicillium verrucosum is the source of this 324-nucleotide messenger RNA. RefSeq lists its product as uncharacterized. The record is from RefSeq and is a predicted model, not a curated record. Lineage: Eukaryota; Fungi; Ascomycota; Eurotiomycetes; Eurotiales; Aspergillaceae. The transcript has a single exon. Bases 1 to 324 code for a protein of 107 amino acids.